This is a messenger RNA of Nyctereutes procyonoides (raccoon dog), 1467 nucleotides long. Its product is annotated as spondin-2-like. Lineage: Eukaryota; Metazoa; Chordata; Mammalia; Carnivora; Canidae. Gene Ontology annotation, cellular component: extracellular matrix. Gene Ontology annotation, biological process: cell adhesion. The record is from RefSeq and is a predicted model, not a curated record.
GCGCGCAGCCCCGGGAGCCCCCGCCCUGCCUCCCGCCCGGCUCUCGGCGGCCGCCGUCCGUGCGUCCCGGGCCGUGGGCCGGCCGGUGCUCUGCGCCCGCGGGGACCCUCCGCGGCCCGGCCGCCAGCCCUCCCGCCGCCGCCGCUGCUCGGUCAUGGGAGCCCCGGGGCAGGCCACCGCCCGCGGCAGGGCCCUGUGGGCGCUGCUCCUGACCGCGCUGGGCUGCGCCGCGGGGCGGCCGCGGGGGGCAGAGUCCGUGUGCACCGCCCGGCCCCUGGCCCGGUACAGCAUCACCUUCACGGGCAAGUGGAGCCAGGCGGCCUUCCCCAAGCAGUACCCCCUGUUCCGGCCGCCCGCGCAGUGGUCCUCCCUCCUGGGGGCGGCACACAGCUCCGACUACAGCUUGUGGAGGAAGAACCAGUACGUCAGCGACGGGCUGCGGGACUUCGCGGAGCGCGGCGAGGCCUGGGCCCUGAUGCGGGAGAUGGAGGCGGCGGCGGAGAAGCUGCAGAGCGUCCACGAGGUGUUCUCGGCGCCCGCGGUGGCCAGCGGCACCGGCCAGACGUCGGCGGAGCUCGAGGCCCACUCCCGGCACUCGCUGGUGUCCUUCGUGGUCCGCAUCGUCCCCAGCCCAGACUGGUUCGUGGGCGUGGACAGCCUGGACCUGUGUGACGGGGACCGCUGGAGGGAGCAGGUGGCCGUGGACCUGUACCCCUACGACGCUGGCACGGACAGCGGCUUUACCUUCUCGUCCCCCAACUUCGCCACCAUCCCGCAGGACACGGUGACCGAGAUAACCUCCUCCUCUCCCAGCCACCCUGCAAACUCCUUCUACUACCGGCUGAAAUCCCUGCCCCCCAUCGCCCGAGUGACCCUGGUGCGGCUCCGGCAGCACCCCAGGACCUUCGUCCUGCCCGCCCCGGGCCCAGUGGGCGGGGGCAAUGAGAUCCUGGACAGCCUCUCAGGCCCCGAGACGCCGCUGGACUGCGAGGUGUCGCUGUGGUCGCCCUGGGGGCUGUGCGGGGGUCCGUGCGGGCAGCUGGGGGCCAAGAGCAGGACGCGCUUCGUCCGCGUGCAGCCCGCCAACCACGGCGCCGCGUGCCCGGAGCUGCAGGAGGACGCCGACUGCGUCCCCGACGCCUGCGUCUGACGCCCCCGCGGCCUCGGCCCCCGCCGGGCCCCGCUCCCCGUGGCUCCGGGGCGGGAGCCUCGCGCGACACGCGCCUCCUUCCAGAAGCUUCCCUCCGGGGCGCGUGCCCGGCUCCUCCCCCCCGGGGGGCUCGGCCCACGCCGCUCGGAGCCGGACGCGCGCACGGACGCCGGGCCUGGCACGCGGUGCCCCAGGGCGGCCUGCGGAGAGCCCCGGGGGCGGCGUGACGCGCCUCGGACCUGCGCCCCGGGCGCGCACUCGCCACGGCCCCGCCCGCCCGUCGGGCCCAGACCCCCCCCCCCCGCCCGGGGCGCGGA